AUGGCGGCCCCUUCGCGCGCCGCCACGGGCGAGGGGCCUGCCCUUGGUGCCGAUGGCGUGCUAUGCGCGUCCCCCGGGCGCACGUGUGCUUCCACAUCCGAACAGCACGAGGGGGCGGGGGAUUGGGGAGCUUCAUGCGAGUGCCCGACGGAGGGCUCGUGCCCGAUUUGCCUUCAGCCCAUAGCGCUGGUGGACCUCGCGACCGUAAAGGACUGCGGGCACGCGUACUGCGUGUACUGCAUAUUGGAGUGGGCGUCAGUCAAGGAACCUGCCACAUGUCCUCAAUGCAAGCGAGAAUUCAGCGUGCUGUGCUGUCUUCGAGAGCUGGACGGCACCGUGACUGACGGACUGCAUGAGGAGAGUGUUUGCAUGCUGCAGCGGGCACUGUGGGUUCAGCGACGCCCUGCGGUGGAGGGGGCUGACAGCAGUGCGCCGCAAGGGAGGCAGGGUCCAGAUGAUGUGUUUGAUGAUGACUAUACUUAUGAGGUGGAUGAUACAGAGGACUAUUACUUCUCAAAUGCAGCAGGCUCUGCGAGAAUUGUGCUCGGGAAUCGCCGCUUUGGAAAGAAUGGUUAUAUGCGUGCAGGCCGAGUGUACGCACAGCCCUCAGUACACGACAAGAAUUGUCAGGGAGGGGGCCAGGGGAAGGCACAGCCUGGCCGUCCUGAUUCAGGGCAACAACAACAGGGGCGCCGGGCCCGGCGUCGUGCAAAGAGAGCCGAGUAUGACUGA
Molecule: messenger RNA, 732 nt
Organism: Ostreobium quekettii
Lineage: Eukaryota; Viridiplantae; Chlorophyta; Ulvophyceae; Bryopsidales; Ostreobiaceae
Source: the annotation of a GenBank genome assembly